GUUGAAAAAUUAUAUCUUUGAAACCUAGAUAUUAAAUUUAAAUUUAAUUUCAAUUAAAAUUAAUUGAAUUAAAAAAAUGAAUACGGAAUUAUCUGAAUCCAAAAUACAUAAUCCGACGCGGUUCACCCGGUUGAUGCCGGAUAAACGAACCGCCCCGUUAGCACUGCACACCAACAAAACAACAGAAACCCCAACCGCGCAGCGUCCAGAGAGAGAGAGAAAAAAGAGGCUGCUAUGGCUUCUAUAUCAGAGACGGAAGACCCAUCACCGACCAUACACAUACCAGAGGAAUGGUCAAAGGCUGCAGACACCAUAGCAUACGAUUCCACUACUUCAUCCCCUCCUAUUGCCUUAAUCUGUGGAGCCAAGAAUAGUGGCAAAACCACUUUCUCUCGUCACCUCCUCAACAUUCUACUCCAGAGAUAUACAAAUGUAGGCUAUUUGGAUACAGAUGUUGGGCAGCCUGAGUUUACUACUCCCGGUUUUGUAUCCCUCACUGUGGUUGACAAAAUAACCCCAGAUUUGACAAUUCCAUGCCUGAAGACACCUGAAAGAUGCUUUUUCUUUGGUGAUAUUUCUUCAAAAAGAGAUCCAGCGACAUAUCUGCAAUACAUAUCAACGCUGUAUGAUUACUAUCGGAAGGAGUACCGAAUGUUUAACAAUAGUGAAGGCCCUGCAAAGAAAGAGUUGCCUCUUAUUGUGAACACACCAGGCUGGGUAAAAGGUGUUGGCUAUGAUAUACUGGUGGAUAUGGUGAGAUGUAUUGCUCCUACCCAUGUAGUUAAAAUAAACAUAUCUUUUGAGAGAAAGAAUCUACCAGUUGGAGCAUUCUGGCUAGAUGAUGAUUGCUGGGGGGAGGUUAAUCUAAUUGAGAUUAAUUCAGCUCGUCAAGACUCCUUUAACAGAUCGAUGCUAUUGCAAAAGGAUGCACGCCUUUUGAGAGAUUUGCGAAUAAUGGCUUAUUUCAGGCAGUGCUUUUCGAGUAGUUUGAAUAUCACAACAAUCAAGGAACUUUCAAAUUCUCUAGCCUCUCACCCUCCUUACCAAGUUCCAAUAUCAAGUGUCAAGAUCAGACAUCUCCAUUGCCAGUUAACAUGUUUAUGCCAGGUCCUUAGCACUGAAAUCUUCUACAGUUUGAAUGCAAGCAUUGUUGGUUUGGCAGUUGGUUCUGAACAGUUGGCAGAUUUACCUUGGUGUGUUGGCCUUGGAAUUGUGAGAGGAAUUGACACUUCCAAAGGUUUGCUCUACAUGAUCACACCUGUUCCACCAAACAUUCUGGAAAAGGUUGAUCUUCUUUUACAGGGGUUCAUCCAAAUUCCUACUUGCCUGUUACAGGUCCAAGGAUGCAUGUCACCUUAUAUGUCUACAAAUGUUUUGCCCACAAGCUAAGAUGAUACAACAUAUUUGACACUCUAGAGUUUCUUCACACAUACCCUCCACAGAUGUUAGGAAUUACACAAGGACUCAAAAGUGAAAUUUUAUUGUCUUUCUUAUUCGAGUUUCUCAAACUGUUUUGUAUCAAACAUAUCUUUGUUGACAAUGCAACUUUGUCCAACAUUCAGGAAUGUUAACCACCGGGGAACUAAUUGUAUUUAUUGCUUCCAUGUUCUGAAAAUGGUACCUACCAGAAAACUAUUUGUCUUCUCA
This is a messenger RNA of Hevea brasiliensis (rubber tree), 1647 nucleotides long. Its product is annotated as polynucleotide 5'-hydroxyl-kinase NOL9. The transcript has 9 exons. Lineage: Eukaryota; Viridiplantae; Streptophyta; Magnoliopsida; Malpighiales; Euphorbiaceae. The record is from RefSeq and is a predicted model, not a curated record. Gene Ontology annotation, molecular function: polynucleotide 5'-hydroxyl-kinase activity. Gene Ontology annotation, cellular component: nucleus. Gene Ontology annotation, biological process: cleavage in ITS2 between 5.8S rRNA and LSU-rRNA of tricistronic rRNA transcript (SSU-rRNA, 5.8S rRNA, LSU-rRNA). The coding region runs from base 235 to 1389 and encodes 384 amino acids.